Austrofundulus limnaeus is the source of this 1483-nucleotide messenger RNA. RefSeq names its product sterile alpha motif domain-containing protein 12. Gene Ontology annotation, biological process: cell surface receptor protein tyrosine kinase signaling pathway. Gene Ontology annotation, molecular function: protein binding. Gene Ontology annotation, cellular component: cytoplasmic side of plasma membrane. Lineage: Eukaryota; Metazoa; Chordata; Actinopteri; Cyprinodontiformes; Rivulidae. The coding region runs from base 341 to 619 and encodes 92 amino acids. The record is from RefSeq and is a predicted model, not a curated record. The transcript is spliced from 5 exons.
GUCUGAACAGGUAGAAGAAGCUUCGACUCAGCAGAAGGCCACCCAACACUUCAUCCAGCUUUAAGACGUUCCUCUCAGGAGUCUGCUGUAAUCAGGAUGUCAUCAUGUUACAUUAUCUAAUCCUUGUAGGAUCUGGUCCAUCACACCCUGAAUGAUCGUCGACACACUGGAAACUCCGUAUGACAGGCGGUGAUAAGGUGUACAGUCCARGAUGUGUGUUUACACUUAGAUAUCUUUCUCCAGUUCCAACUGCUGAUAGACACGUGACCAGUCUGAUUUACUGAAGAGAUGUUCUCCACCCAGUGUAGCAAACAAAUCUUCAGUGAUUGGUAAUGGAGCGAUGGGUCUGUCGCAGCGAACGUCGUCGUGGUCCGUGGAACAAGUCCUGACAUGGGUUCAGGAGAAGCACCCAGAACACAUGAGCAGGCUGCAGAAAACCAUCAUCGAGCAUGAUGUUUCAGGCCGUGCUCUGCUGAGGCUGAAGCAGGAUCACCUGGAGCUUCUAGGGGUGGAGGAUGAGGAGCAGCAGCAGGAGAUGCUGCAGGACCUCCUGCUUCUCCGACUUCAGGAAGAAAUUGAUGAACUCACUGACAUCUGCUCUGACUGUUUUUCUCCAUGACGUCCAGAAAAGUGGGAGGAAAAAACCUCAGCUGUUUUUAUUUUUUAUUGUUAUUUCCUGUCCAUCCAUUCAUAUGUGAGGAAGAGACUGAAAGGUGGGAGUGAUGGAAAUAAGAAGAGAAGGUGGAAGGAGAGGGAUCGAUGAAGAGAGAGAGAAACCCAUUUCCUGUGUGAAAUCUGAGCCGAGCAGAUGGAUGAGGUUAGUUUUUGUCUGGUUGUUGUUUUCUGAUCCCACCUGUCCAUCAGUCUCCAUCUUGUUCUCUCCUCUCUGUCGUGUAUUUAACCCCAGCAGGAUUAAACAGCAUCAAACUUUGUGUGUUUAAUAAGAAGCUGCUUCAGAAUGGGCUCAGGUGACUGUGACGUCUCAGUUCCUCAUGUCUGAUAAUCUGUGAGCUUGUUUUAGUCCCACUUGGCAGAUAGUGAUGAACAUGUGGGUCUGAACCUGUCCCUGGUCCCAGCUGGAGGAAAUGAUUAAAUAAAUAAUCAUUAGAUAGACCCGGAGGAUAAACCUUUAAUGAUCCCCUGGCUUCUGUUUUACCCCCUCCAGGUUCACAGUGUUUGUUUUGUUGUGUUGAACCUUAAAAAUGUGUUUUUCUUCCAUUGUUUUAGUUUUAGUCUUCCAGCCUGAGCCUGGAUAGCUUUUGUUUUUUGUUAAAAUGCUUUGUUUGCUGAUUUCAUCUURCUUUUUAAACUCAUUUUAGCUGUUUUCAGCAUCUCAGCAAAUCUUCAGCUCCUUUUAACUUGUUCUGUGUGUUUUUUUUACUUCUUGCAGUUAAUUUAAGCUUUUUAUGCCCUUCAUUAUGUUGUUUUCUUCAGCUAUUUUUUUUUAAUUUUUAUUGUAUUAAACAGCAUGUUUUGAUGGUCA